GGGUCGAGAACGCGCGGGAGGUUGAUACAUUUGUUGCCAUUACGUUGAACGGUUUAUUGAAACUUUAAGUCUGUUUUUCAAUCAUAUCUUAAACGGAACGGUAUUCAAUAUUUUUGUUCUUGUGUUCUAUAUGAAAUUCUUUUUACUACGGAAAAAAAAUAUUAUUGGCGUAUAAUAAGUGACAAAAUACUAGUGGCGGGAAACCGUUUGAUAUCUCGCUUGACGUGUUGUGUUCUAUGUGUACAUAGAGAGAAGAGCCGUCUGCCCUAGAGGGCGGCCGACAUGCUGGAUUCGUCGUGAAUCGAUAUUUUUGGAUCGUUGCAAAGCAAAAACCAUGAGGUUUGCAGCUUAUUAAAGGACAGAGGAUGGAAAAUGAGAAAGGUGAACAAUGACAGCAUGUCCCCGCCGCGAGCGAUGACCCUGCAGGGCGCCGGGGGUCGCGAGCCGCCGGCGGGGCCCGCCCGGCACCACACGCCCCUCGACCCGCCCUCGAUACCACGUUUUAUAAAAAAUUUCACGCUUAUUAGGCUAUAUCUACUAUUUCUACGGGUGAUAUCAUAUUUACACGAAGCCUCACUCCCGCGGGCGCGUGCGAACUUUAAUUUUCCAAAGCGUCCGCUAGUCAAAUUAAAAGCGACUGUGAAUGUGUUUGAAUUUCGAACUAGUACAUUGUUUCGCGAUAUUAAGUCGUUAUUAGUAAAUGCUGUAGUGCAAUUAUUCGUUGUUGCCAAGUGUGUUGUGAGCGUGACGCGUGUUCGAGGCUGCGGCUGUGCGGUCUUGCUGCUUCUAUUGAGUGGACUCUGUAAAUACAGCGAAGGGAAGCGUGAUGAUGACUUGCAUAUUGGAGGUAUAUUUCCCAUGGAGGGCGAGGGGGGAUGGCAGGGCGGGCAAGCGUGUAAGCCAGCCGCUGAAUUGGCUUUAGCUGAUGUCAACGCAAGAUCGGACCUUUUAUCGGGCUUCAAAUUACUUCUUCACAGCAACGAUAGUAAGUGUGAACCCGGUCUCGGUGCGAGUGUGAUGUACAAUUUACUGUACAAUCCGCCGCAGAAGUUGUUACUACUCGCAGGAUGUUCCACUGUCUGCACGACAGUUGCAGAGGCUGCCAAAAUGUGGAACCUUAUGGUUCUCUGUUACGGCGCGUCAUCGCCAGCUCUGUCGGACCGUGCGCGUUUUCCUACGCUCUUCCGAACACAUCCUUCUGCAACUGUUCAUAACCCCACAAGGAUUAAACUCAUGCAGAAGUUCGGUUGGUCACGCAUCGCUAUAUUGCAACAAGCUGAAGAGGUUUUCAUAUCGACUGUCGAAGAUCUAGAAGCUCAUUGCAAGAAAUCUGGAAUAGAGAUAGUCACACGGCAAUCAUUCUUAUCGGAUCCCAGCGAUGCUGUUCGUAAUCUCCGAAGACAAGACGCAAGGGUGAUUGUUGGUCUUUUCUACGUGGUCGCAGCCAGACGAGUUCUCUGUGAAGUUUAUAAGCACAAGCUGUAUGGGAAGUCCUACGUCUGGUUCUUUAUUGGUUGGUACGAAGAUAACUGGUUCGAGACGAACCUGGAACGGGAAGGUUUAGAAUGCACAGCGGAUCAAAUGCGAGAGGCAGCUGAGGGCCACCUCACAACAGAGGCGCUCAUGUGGAAUCAGAAUGCCAAUCAAACAACUAUCUCUGGCAUGACGUCGGAAGAUUUUCGGUCACGUUUGAACGAAGCACUUCGUGAAGCCGGCUAUAACAUCGACGGCGAAAGAUUUCCAGAAGGAUAUCAAGAAGCGCCUUUAGCCUACGACGCAGUUUGGGCCGUGGCGCUCGCUUUCAAUAAAACGAUGGAGAAACUCGAAAAGAACGGGUUGAGUUUAAAGAAUUUUACUUACACAAACAAGAAAAUUGCUGAUGAUAUUUACGAAGCUAUAAACUCGACGUCAUUCCUAGGCGUUUCGGGAUUGGUAGCUUUCUCCUCUCAAGGCGAUCGCAUAGCGCUGACACAGAUAGAGCAGUUAACCGACAACCACUACGUGAAGCUCGGAUACUAUGACACUCAAGAAGACAACCUCACGUGGCUGGACAGGGAACGAUGGGUUGGUGGUAAGGUACCUCCCGACCGUACCGUGGUGGUUAACGAGCUGCGUACAGUAUCGCUGUCAUUAUUCGCCUGCAUGACGGCGCUUUGCAUCGCAGGCAUUCUAGCCGCUAUCGGCUUAAUAGUCUUCAACAUCUUUCACAGACACAGAAGAGUGAUCCAAUGGUCACAUCCAGCAUGCAACACUGUUAUGCUCUGUGGUUGCUGUGUCUGCUUCGGUGCCGCCAUCGCUCUCGGAGUCGAUGGCCGAUGGGUCCAGCCGCAACACUUCCCUGGUCUAUGCGCUGCCAGAGCCUGGCUUCUCGCAAUCGGCUUUUCCAUGGCCUAUGGCGCAAUGUUUACAAAAGUGUGGCGCGUCCAUCGACACACAACUAAACCUAAACCGGAAACCAAGAAACGCAUGCAUGGAUGGAAACUGUACACCAUGGUUGGCGGCUUACUCGUCGUCGACGUGGCUCUUUUGACCGCGUGGCAGCUGCGUGACCCAUUACAGCGACGGGUGGAAAUAUUCCCUCUGGAAGCGCCAAGGCACCACGACGACGACGUGCACAUCAGACCCGAGCUGGAGCACUGUGAGAGCGAACACAAUACUGUUUGGCUAGGUGUUAUGUACGGAUACAAAGGAUUGGUGUUAGUUUUUGGACUGUUUCUUGCGUACGAGACUCGCUCGGUUAAAGUGCGACAAAUCAACGAUUCUCGUUACGUCGGCAUGAGUAUCUACAAUGUGGUUGUGCUGUGUCUCAUCACAGCGCCCGUGACGCUGGUGAUAGCUAGCCAGCAGGACGCGGCGUUCGCAUUCGUCUCACUAGCGAUCGUGUUCUGCUGUUUUCUAAGCAUGGCGCUUAUAUUUAUACCCAAGGUGAUAGAGGUUAUACGGCACCCGACGGAGCGCGCGGAAAGUGGUCGGGGAUCGGGUUCGGGCUCCGCCCCCGCAGACGAGGAGCGAUACCGAGAACUCGUCAAGGAAAAUGAGGAAUUGCAGAAACUUAUCGCACAGAAGGAGGAACGGAUCCGCGUGCUGAAACAGAAACUAGCAGAACGCGAGGCCGCAGCAGCGGAUGGAGUAACGCAAGGUACGGGGGCGGUAAUAGCUGACCUCGCCACCGCCACAUCUGACUACGGCACUUCCACCAACUACACAAGAUCCUCCCGUGCCUCUGUAUCUGACUUAGACUUCUCAGAAAGCUACCUCUAAACGCACGUACCUCUGAAUGCUGAGUAAGGGAAUAAGCGCACGUUGUUGAUAUAUACGAGAGGUUGAUUUUUUUACAUCUUAAUUUGACCCGAAACUAUUUGUCACCUGUAUUGUGAGUAACGGUUCUUGAAUGUAUGUUAAGUGUGUGUUCUGUAGAGUUGAAUGCCUCUGCCCUUUCAUUUACCAGAUAUAUUUUUUUCUAUCACAACCACUUGUCAGCAGUGCGCAGGUGUGUGUGUGUGUGAAAAUACGUGUU
Molecule: messenger RNA, 3517 nt
Organism: Vanessa tameamea
Lineage: Eukaryota; Metazoa; Arthropoda; Insecta; Lepidoptera; Nymphalidae
Gene: GABA-B-R1
Product: metabotropic GABA-B receptor subtype 1
Exons: 15
Coding region: 373-3261 (962 amino acids)
Biological process (GO): gamma-aminobutyric acid signaling pathway; G protein-coupled receptor signaling pathway
Cellular component (GO): membrane; G protein-coupled receptor heterodimeric complex
Molecular function (GO): G protein-coupled GABA receptor activity
Source: RefSeq, a predicted model, not a curated record